AUGAACAACGAUCGGCGGAUAGCAGCGGAAGCGCGUCAUCGUGGAUCGUCAGACGUAAAGGCAUCCCUCAUAAAACUUUCGAUAUCAGAUCGCACCGGUGGGCCGCACGGCGCAGACUGCAAGUGCGGCAGAUUCGAUGGAGUUCAUGCUGGGAAUGUGCGUGACGUGUCUAUGGCAGCGGAGGCGGCGUGGCAGCUGAUCGACGCUUGCUCAUUCGUCCGUUGC
This is a messenger RNA of Iphiclides podalirius (scarce swallowtail), 225 nucleotides long. NCBI's taxonomy places the organism in Eukaryota, Metazoa, Arthropoda, Insecta, Lepidoptera, Papilionidae. The record is from the annotation of a GenBank genome assembly.